Molecule: messenger RNA, 1081 nt
Organism: Clupea harengus (Atlantic herring)
Lineage: Eukaryota; Metazoa; Chordata; Actinopteri; Clupeiformes; Clupeidae
Gene: adamts18
Product: A disintegrin and metalloproteinase with thrombospondin motifs 18-like
Exons: 5
Coding region: 1-726 (241 amino acids)
Biological process (GO): extracellular matrix organization; proteolysis
Cellular component (GO): extracellular matrix
Molecular function (GO): metalloendopeptidase activity
Source: RefSeq, a predicted model, not a curated record
AUGGACACUAUGGACGAGCUCCAUGAGAGGUUUGCUCACUGGCUGACACAGGACAUGGAGGCAAUGCAGUCGUUGCCUUCCUGGAGUUUUGGGCUGGUGUGGAAACAUCUCCACUUUAAACACGAGAAGGCCUGGUCUGGGGUCCAGAGCAGGGCUCCGGAGGGGGACUCUGUGUGGGCACUCUGGGCGCAGGCGGUGGCACUGGGUGGCAUUCCUGUGGUGGCGCUCCAGGGGUGGAGGCCUGUGUUCGCUCGUUGCGCCCGCUGUGCCCUCGCUGCCUCCAACUGCAAGCGCCCGCAGUACAAUGGGAAGUUCUGCCCCGGUGCCAGCCGCCUGUACCAGCUGUGCAACACCAAGCGGUGCCAGGCGGGCGCAGUGGACUUCCGUGCCCAGCAGUGUGCCCAGUACAACAGCAAGCCCUUCAGAGGAUGGUACUACAAGUGGAAGCCUUACACCAAGGUGGAAGACGAGGACAUCUGCAAACUGUACUGCAUCGCGGAGGACUUCGACUUCUUCUUCGCCAUGGCCAGCAAGGUGAAGGACGGGACGUCCUGCUCAGGCCACAGGGCAGACGUGUGCAUCGAGGACAUAUGCGAGUCGGUGGGGUGCGAUCAGGUGCUCGGGUCCAAAGGCCUCCCUGGACGCCUGUGGCACGUGCAAAGGGGACAACUCCACCUGCGUCUUCCACAGAGGGCAGUACACCACACAGCAUCGCGCCAACGGUGAGGGGGGAGCAUGAGAGGGCAGAUGGGUGGGCAGAGGGGUGGGCAUGAGAGGGCAGAUAGAUGGGUGGGCAGAGGUGGGCAUGAAAGGGCUGAUGGGUGGGCAGAGGUGGGCAUGAGAGGGCAGAUGGGUGGGCAGAGGUGGGCAUGAAAGGGCAGAUGGGUGGGGAACGUCAUUAUUCCUGUUCAGAGAACCAGAGAGAGGGGGUGUUAGAAUACAAGACAAAAAUAUGAUGAAAACUAAAAGAAGAAGAGGUGAGAGGAGAAGAGAAGAGAAGAGAAGGGAAGAGAAGAGAAGAGAAGAGAAGAGAAGAGAAGGGAAGAGAAGGGAAGAGAGAAGAGAAGAGAAGAGAAGGGAA